UUUUUUUUUUUUUUUUUUUUUUUAAAUACACCUGCGAGCGGAAAGCUUCAGAGAAGACGGAAGCCGCCAUUUAAACUUAGACACAGGCUUUGUGUCUUAUUUUUCCGUUUUGAACCGCGUUUCAUGAGCUGGAGCUCCGGUCCCCUCUGAGGUUUACACCGGAGAGACAGAGAGUAGUGCACGUCAGCGGGGUACGUUACGGCGCGUGAACAAACCGAGGCUGUGCGUCGACAUCCUCCAGCAUCAGCAGCACGCUUUUCCCUUUGGAUGCCCAUCCCUCACUAAGCCGCAAGGAGAGAGGUCGGAGGGGAGGAAGAGGAGGAGGAGGAGGAGAUAUAUGGGAGAUCGGUUGGAUUUUCAUCACCCCGCCGUUACAAACUUGUGUCCAGGAUGGGGAAGGAGCAGGAGCUGUUGGAAGCCGCCCGCACCGGGAACGUCACCUUGGUGGACAAACUGCUAAGUGGGAAAAAGGGAAUUCUGGGAUCUGGAUCAGGUUCCAUCCCGCUUCCCAAUCUCCUGAGCAUGUGGAAGGGCCUCAAUGUGAACUGCACAGACAGCUCAGGAUACACACCUUUACACCACGCCUCCCUCAAUGGACACAGGGACGUGGUGCUGAAACUGCUCCAAUUUGAGGCUUCAACUAACGUGGCUGACAGCAAAGGCUGCUCCCCUCUCCACCUGGCUGCCUGGAGAGGGGACGUCGACAUCGUUCGAAUCCUCAUCCAUCACGGGCCUUCGCAUUGCCGUGUGAACCAGCAGAACCAUGAGAGGGAAACGGCGCUCCACUGUGCAGCCCAGUAUGGCCAUUCCGAGGUGGUGUCAGUGCUGCUUCAGGAGCUGACUGACCCAACUAUGAGGAACAACCGGCAAGAGACGCCCCUGGACCUGGCUGCACUCUAUGGAAGACUGCAGGUGGUACGCAUGUUGGUGAACGCCCAUCCCAACCUCAUGACCGGCCACACUCGACUACACACUCCGCUUCACCUGGCUGCACGCAACGGACACUACAGCACCAUCCAGACUCUGCUGGAUGCAGCCAUGGAGGUCAACUGUGUGACGGAGAAUGGCAGUGCCCUCCAUGAGGCAGCCCUCUUUGGGAAGAUGGAUGUAGUUCGCCUUUUGCUCGACUCAGGGAUCGACACCAGUCUGACAGACUGUCGGGGGAGAACUGCUCUGGAGAUUCUGAGAGAGCAUCCUGCACCGAAAUCCCAGCAGAUCACUGCUCUCAUCCAAGACUACAUGAUGGACGAGAUGGACAAACAGGGUAUAAUCGAGGAGCCGGUCCGCAGGUGUCCUGUUCCUGCACCUCGGGCCGCCAUCCCCUCACCUGCUGCCUCCCCCUCCCUCAGACACAAAACUGACGACGCGGUGACAAGUGAGCUGUCCAGGCUUCUCAACGAUAUCAAGAAGUGUAGAGACUACUCCUUCGAGGAGCUCUGCCACACCAUCUCCUCCCACUCCAUGGACAGCUUUGGGAGCGGGCGGCUGUCGGAUGAGGAGCACACCGACAAACCCAAUGGCACGCUAACUCGAGUCAGCAAGCGUCCAUCCCUGCCUCUGGCGCACGCCAUGGAGGAUGAGGAGGCGGAAAAGACUUGUGGUCCCACUGGAAUCUGGGAGGCUCUGACUCCCUGCAAUGGAUGCCACAACCUGGGCUUCUCUGCGCUGUCAGAGGACUCUAAACGCUGUGGGGAGAUCAUCACCUCUCCAUCCCUGGAUGUUUUCCUGCCUGAAGAUGAGGACAACCCAUAUGAGUCUGUGACCACAGCCGUCACCCGAAAGCCCUCGUCGCUUGACAUCAACCACCAUCUCAACGUCUGCUCGCGCAAUGGUCACUUGUCCCAUGGAGCGGUGAGUGAGGGGGAGCACAGUAACCAUGACAACAGCUCAACAGGGCCCACACCUGAUUGCUCGCCCCCUUCCCCAGACACAGCACUGAAAAACAUUGAGAGAGUCAUCCGCCCACAGCCCAAACAGCGCACAUCUCUGUCGUCUUCUCUGGAUGUCCAGAGGCCGGUAAAUCACAGCUGUGAGCCCAGUGAGGUGAGCUCUUCCCUGGGCUACGCCAGCUUCAGCACGAGCCCCCCUGCUAGCCCCCCACUGAGCCCCAAUCAGGACUCUGCAGGGUCCAACGACGACUGUCAUCUCACAGAAGAGGGCUCCCACCAGCGAAAUCCUCCUCCUCUGCAUACAUCCUCCAAACCUAACUCACUGUUGGAGGACCGCAGGAAGAGCCACAUCCCAGAAGAGUUUGCCGGACUUCUUCAUGGAUCUUCCCCAGCUUGUGAACCCCCUGAAACACUUUACCACCUCUACAGUCCUAAACAUUUUAAAUACACACCAGCCGACGACCAAAAGAGUCUGCUGCAGGCUCCAGAGCUCAGCAUUGUGAUUGGAGCAGGAGUCUCUCAGGUCUUCUCCAGGACAGAAACUCAGUCAUCUCCUCAGAGGUCAGUCGGUGACUCCCAGAAGCCACAGGUAGUUUAUCGGACAAUCUUCCACACUAAAGUCAACCAGGACCAGGCCAAACCCCCAAACUGUGACCGCAAGGAUCCAGCCGGUGGAUGGUCGACACAAAGCCAGUCUCCCUCUUGUUGCUUGGGGAAAAACGGAGAAGUUCCAGAGUUACAGGAGAUCCAGACUGGAGGUUUGCCCAAAGACGGUUCAUCUGGGGCAAACUACGAAGAGAGAGCCUGCACUCUGGGUAGGAUGAGAUCCGUGCCUCGUAGUGUUUUGGACUUGCAACUGUCUAAGUCUUUAUCCAAGUCCGACUCCAACCUCGUCGCUGUCUCUCCCAUACAGGAGGAGCAUAGCUGGGGCCCUGGAUCGCGGGGGCAGGGCCCUGGAAGUCCCAGCCUGCGAGAAGGACAACUGGAGCGAACGCCCUCCUUCACCGCUGAGUGGGAAGAGAUUGACAAGAUUAUGAGCUCUAUUGGGGCUGGAAUAGGCACUGGAUUGGACAUAAAGGAGGACUCUUCAGGUCCCCGUUGCCCGCUGCAGUCCGUGGGUCAGUGGCUGGACUCCAUCGGCCUGGUCCAGUACGAGAACCACUUGCUGGCCAACGGAUUUGACAAUGUCCAGUUCAUGGGGAGUAAUGUUGUGGAGGACCAGGACCUGCUGGAGAUUGGGAUUCUCAACUCUGCUCACAGACAACGCCUGCUGCAGGCCAUUCGGCUGCUGCCCAGGGUUCGACCCAUCGGUUAUGAUGGCAACAACCCCACCUCAGUAGCAGAGUGGCUGGAUUCACUGGAGCUCGGCGACUACACAAAGUCUUUUCUCAUCAAUGGUUACACCUCCAUGGAGCUGGUCAAAAAGAUCUGGGAGAUUGAGCUCAUCAAUGUAUUAAAGAUCAAUCUUAUUGGACACAGAAAACGGAUCUUGGCCUCAUUGGGUGACCGAUUACACGAAGACACGCCGCAUAAACCUCCACGGGCCAUCUCCCUGAGGGAGCCCGGGGGAAACCACACUCCUCCCCAGCUCAGCCCUUCUGUAGGCCAAGCAGCAUACACGGCGGGGGUUGCCGGUGGGUCUCUGGACGUGCAGCACCUCAUCAUGCAGGCUGACGCCCGGCGCAGGCAGCGCAGCAAUGACAACUACUUUGAAGACGUGCCGCGAUCCAAGCUGGAGCGACAGAUGGCUCAAGUCAGCAUGGCUGGUGAAUGGUGUGAACCCAUAACUCUGCGUCCGCCCAACGAGGCCACCUCCUCCACUCCUGUGCAGUACUGGCAACAUCAUCCAGAGAAACUCAUCUUUCAGUCCUGUGACUAUGAAGCCUACUACCUGGGCUCCAUGCUGGUUAAAGAGCUGAGAGGAACAGAGUCAACACAAGAUGCCUGUGCAAAAAUGAGGAAGUCGACAGAACAGAUGAAGAAAGUCCCAACCAUUGUGCUCUCUGUGUCCUACAAAGGAGUCAAGUUCAUUGACGCCACAAAUAAGCAGAACAUAAUUGCAGAGCAUGAGAUUCGUAACAUCUCGUGUGCGGCUCAGGACCCGGAAGAUCUGUCUACUUUUGCUUACAUCACCAAAGACCUCAAAUCCAGUCACCACUACUGCCAUGUCUUCACUGCGUUUGAUGUGAACCUGGCCUAUGAAAUCAUCCUGACGCUUGGUCAAGCAUUCGAAGUGGCCUACCAGUUGGCCUUGCAGGCCAGGAAGAGUGGUCACGGAUCGUCCACGCUCCCAGAAAGCUUUGACAGCAAACCCAACAAACCCGUCCCCAAGCCCAGAGUUAACAUCCGCAAAUCAGUCAUGUCUCCUUCCAGCCGCUGGUCACUGGGCCACAUUUACACCCCUCACCGGCCCCCUCUUCACCCUCCUCGCCUCUUCCAUCCUCCUCACAAAGCUCAGUUACAGAUGGAGCAGCCAUCAAUGGACCAAAAGGGACACGCCAAUGUGCCGUGGAUUGUGGAGCCAGGUCAGGAGGCAAAAAGAGGAGUCAACACCAAGUACGAGACCACUAUUUUCUAACAUACACCCGCCUUGUCCACUCCCGUGUAUGUGUGCCUUUCAGAGGUUGCCCUGUAUUGGGGCUGUGCCCCGGAGUUGGGCACAAGCGGCGCACGCCGCCGCGUCACUUCACCGGCGGAAAAACAAAAAACACACCCCGCCCCGCCCCUGUUAGCUGAGACUGUCCGCUGCAUGAUGACGGUUGGCGCUGUGUUUUAACUCCUUUUCUUUCUGCACCUCUCCCCCCACCUCUUUGGCCUCAUCCUUCCGGGCUGACGCAUGACCUCUGAACCCAGAGCUGUAGUGCACUUCACUAUAGGGAGAACGGUCGACUCCGAUUCUCAGUCAGCAUACAAUCAAAUGUUCUCCACUCUACGCUUCUUGGCUGUGUGUCUCCUUUUUUUUUUCUCCUUUAGCGGUCUUAUUUUUUUUUCUUCGACCCUUUGUCUGACUCCCUUUGACAACUUGAAUGACAUGUGCUGCUGUACGAGCCAUAACGGCGGUUUAGUUAUCUGUUGGGCGCAGUGGGAGCUGGCACUGAAGACGGGAGUUGUCUGAACAUGACAACUCCAACUAGAGGGAAGAUACUUCUGAAAAAGCGAAAUACCGCAGGGUAUCUUUGAGUAACACUGGCUCAGCCAGCAGGCUACUCGAAUGUACUUCAUGUUCUUUGAUAGUUUUUGAAAUACUAAAAGGCUUGUGAUUUUCUUUUAAAGGUAAGACUUAAACGUAGGCCUGUGACACAGAAGUACUGACUUUUUCUUUUUGUUUUCUUUGAUACUUUUCUGGAUGUUUGGAGUUAGUCUAAUCAAACCUGCCCUUUUUAAAAAGAAAUUUAAAAACAAAAGCUUGUUUUGGGUUAAAGCAUGUGGCUUGUGAGACGCAUGUUGGCUAUUUUGGAUUGACCAGGGGCGCCGUGGAGGAGGCGGCCUGUGGGGGCUUUCUCGAUAAGUGAUGUCAUCUCGUUUGCAGGGCAAUGCCGGACGCUCAUGUCUAUUACUGUGGAAUGCAAAGAAUGUAGCCUGCCCUAAACAUGGAAGUUGUCACACAUACAAUGCAAAAAGGACUCCAAACAUGGAUGCUACUCCAUCGUUUAAGGUUGACUACAGAUUUUUUAACAUGCUUGUCACAGUAAACAGUGGACUGGUAGAUGCGCACUAACAGGACUGCAUCCUAACAGACGACCGUCUGCUCUGAAUGUACACUUAUAUGAAAGCAGCCUCAACUUUCUGCAGCUGGAUCUGUUUUAUGCACAUAACCUUUGAACUUUUGUGGGUCAGCAUCUCCAGAGACAUGAUGAUGAUAUAAGCCUGGGUGGGCAUGGGUGCCAGGAUAGCUACGUUUUUGUUUUUGUUUUCCUUGAAGUCAGAAAAUACAUAUGCACAAGCGUGUCUAUAUGAUUGGACCAGCUGCAACUACACGCUCAAGAUGCAAAAGGUUUCUCAUGAAUAAAACCGCAUCGAACGUAUUCUAUUCAUAUUGCCCGACAUUUUAAUGUUUAAUAUGAGAGUAUUAUAUUACCAUGAUGAUUAUUCUUGUGCAAUUCUUGUCAACUGUUGUCUUAAUGUUACAAUAUUUUUCUAUAACAUGCUGAGAUAAAAACCUUGGGCGGGAUAAUAAUGAAAAUCCUUUAAAAAAAAAAUCAAGUCUAGAUGUUCAUAUAUGUACAGAGAGUGAAUGUUAGAGGUUGCUUGCUAACACUUAGAUCAGGUCAACCUUCAUUUCUCAUGGGGCUCUUAUCUUGCAGAUGGACUAUUUUAAAAGCAGUAUUAUUGUAUUAUUUGGAUGAGACAUCAUCCGGUUACAAAAUGUACAUAGAUAUUUUGCCAACUCAUUGUUCAUACAUGUAAAGAAACAAAGGGGUUUGCAGAACAUGGCACUGGAAAAAAAAAAUAAAGGUACCAAAAUAAAAGUUGGAUAAUUGAAAGAGUGACUGAUUAUUGAGCUUGUGUUUUGAGUGGAGACAUUUGGUGACAUCACUGUUGAUCAACUAAUGUACAUAGGCUUGGGCUUCCAGCACACUAAUUUUUGUAAUUUUUGCCAUUAUUUAUAUCCCUGUAAAGCACAAUAAAUAAAAUCCGACUUGUGCAACCAUA
Molecule: messenger RNA, 6542 nt
Organism: Oryzias latipes (Japanese medaka)
Lineage: Eukaryota; Metazoa; Chordata; Actinopteri; Beloniformes; Adrianichthyidae
Gene: anks1b
Product: ankyrin repeat and sterile alpha motif domain containing 1B
Biological process (GO): ephrin receptor signaling pathway
Cellular component (GO): cytosol
Molecular function (GO): ephrin receptor binding
Source: RefSeq, a predicted model, not a curated record